Ziziphus jujuba (common jujube) is the source of this 1114-nucleotide messenger RNA. RefSeq lists its product as uncharacterized. The transcript is spliced from 9 exons. The record is from RefSeq and is a predicted model, not a curated record. Gene Ontology annotation, biological process: SNARE complex assembly. The coding region runs from base 85 to 891 and encodes 268 amino acids. Gene Ontology annotation, cellular component: endosome; lytic vacuole. Gene Ontology annotation, molecular function: SNARE binding. NCBI's taxonomy places the organism in Eukaryota, Viridiplantae, Streptophyta, Magnoliopsida, Rosales, Rhamnaceae.
GGCGGGUAACGAAAAUCAUCGAAAAAAUAUUAUCUGAAAAUAAAAAAUAAAAAAAUUUGAGAAAGAGAGAGAGGGAGAGAAGGAAUGGGGGAUCUAUACGCCUUGGACUUCGAUGGAGUUCUGUGUGAUAGCUGUGGGGAGAGCUCUCUCUCUGCUGUCAAGGCUGCUAAAGUGAGGUGGCCAAGUCUAUUCGAUGGUGUGGAUUCGACUUUGGAGGAUUGGAUUGUUGAUCAGAUGCACAUAGUGCGACCAGUAGUCGAAACUGGAUAUGAAAAUGUCCUACUUGUGAGGUUAUUGCUGGAGACGAGAAAACCUUCCAUACGGAAGUCCUCGGUUUCCGAAGGACUUACAGUUGAGGGAAUAUUGGAGAACUGGUCAAAGUUGAAACCUGUCAUUAUAGAAGAAUGGGGUGUGCAAAGAGAUGCCCUAAUAGAUCUUUUUGGGAAAGUGAGGGAUGAAUGGAUGGAGAAGGACUUGCCAACUUGGAUCGGUGCAAAUAGAUUCUAUCCAGGUGUUCCUGAUGCAUUAAAAUUUGCUAGCUCAAGUAUAUAUAUUGUCACGACAAAACAGAGCCGAUUUGCUGAUGCUUUACUUCGAGAACUUGCAGGAGUAACAAUACCACCUGAAAGAAUAUAUGGUCUUGGAACUGGUCCAAAGGUAGAAGUGUUGAAGCAACUCCAGAAUAAACCAGAACACCGGGGUCUGACACUACACUUCGUGGAAGAUCGACUGGCAACCCUGAAGAAUGUUAUUAAGGAUCCUGAAUUGGAUGGUUGGAAUUUAUAUCUGGGGGACUGGGGUUACAACACUCAGAAAGAGAGACAAGAAGCAGCUAGCAUUCCCAGGAUUCGAAUUCUCGAGCUUUCCGCCUUCAGUAAGAAGUUGAAGUAGCUUUUGCUCCAUGGUGUUACAAUUCCCUAUUUAGUUGCAGGUGUUUUAUAUCAUUCAUAGAGUAUAUGAAAUUUGAUCUUCACUAUCAAUGAUGGUAAAGUUAUACAACUAUGAGAUUCAGAAAUUCUUUCCCAUUUCAUAUCCUAUUAGCUUUUGCAAAGAGCAUAUUGAACUAAUUGCAAAACAAAUGCACUAUGUAUUACCAUAGUGGCUCUUUUUUUUU